Porites evermanni is the source of this 19633-nucleotide messenger RNA. The record is from the annotation of a GenBank genome assembly. Lineage: Eukaryota; Metazoa; Cnidaria; Anthozoa; Scleractinia; Poritidae.
AUGUUCUUGAUAUUCAUCUUUGUGUGUAGUACUCUGCCAUCUAUCAGUGCUGUGACUCGUGAGUACUAUAUAGCAGCAGUGAUCAGAGAGUGGAACUAUGCACCCAGCGGACAAAACCAAAUUAAAGGAGUAGCUCUCGAAGACGACAGGUACGCUAAGAGUUCAUUUUAUUAGAUAUUAUUACUCAGUCAUAAGCCUGUAGUGAGAGCAAAUCCAAAAUGCUACUAAAAUCUUUUGUUUUUCGGAUACUACUAAACAAAAUAAAAUUGCGGCAACUACUUCAUAGUGAGUCUCUGCUGUUGUCGUUGUCUUCUGCUUCGUUCACUUCUAUCUUGCAUGCGCUCUGACUUCUUUUCACUGAUCUUAAGGGUCAGGAUCCAAGCUGUGGUUGCUCAGGGAAUCAAGAUAUAUAUAAAUUUUUUAAUUCCGAGGUUCUUCCUCAAAUAACAUUUAAAAAAAAAAGGAAUCUCCUACCACCAGGGUAUGUAUAAGAGACGAGGAAUUGUAUGCACUUCCUUAAGUUUGGUUCCGCAAACUUCAUAGUAUCGUCAAGCCAAAAUCAACAGAAUUAAGCAGGGUGUCAGAGGCUCAACACUUGGUUUAACUUAAUUAGUCGUUUUGGACCAACUGCAAAACUGAGACUGAGCAUAUCAUAGCUCUUUGCGCGAACAUCUUAUCACAAUCAUGCUUUCACGGUUCGGCACAAAUCAAGCACAAUGUUUUCAUCAAUUCGCACAAUUGUUUAGGCCAACUUAUUUUUAGCACAUUUCAAGCACCACGAAGCUUUUUUAUCCUUCAAACGUUUCAGAAUAGUUGAUUCUCUACUAAAGUUAAGAAUUAAUUUCAUGAGUCAGUAGUUCGAUCGGCUCGACAUUAUUCGGAACUCAUUACCUUGGUUACAAGCGCAAGUAGACAAUUUUUUUCGCUUCUUGGUUAUCAUUCAAGGAAAAAUGCAAACGACAAAAUUUCCAAGUUUAAGCAGUCCAAUGACUUUAAUACAGCUGAUAUAAAGAGAUAGGCGAGGGGAAACGUUCAGAUUUAUAUACCGCGGGAAAGGGUAUGAUUUUCGGGCGAUUAGGGCUUUAACCCUAAUCAGACCGGGGGGGAACUUUUGAGGCCCCUCCCCCCUCCCUAGCUAAAAAGUUGAAUAACUUCAAAAAAGUUUAAACUAUGGCUACCAAACUUAUCUCAUUUUCCUAAAUUAAAAAUUUAUCUGGGAACAUUUUAAAGUCAUCGUGACGUAUACGUCAACAUAACUGUUACAAUGGCAGGCAAGUUUUGACAGCCAUAUUUUCAAAAUUUGCAUUUUUUCUAUCAAAAAGGUUUUAGUUAUAUUUUAAAUUAUUGAAUUAUCAUAUUACGCUUAAUUUAACAUUAUUUUGUCAAAUCUGUUAAAACUGUUAAUAAAAUACAGCCGUUUUAGUGAAUGAUCUGAAAAAAAAAAAAUUUAAUAAGACCCAAUGGCAGAUGCUAAGUUUUCAAUUUUCAACAAUUUUCAUUUCUUCCGAAAUUGCAUAACUUGCAAAUUAUUUUGCUUCCUAAGUAUUCUUUUAUACGCAGAUCAAAUUCUCUAUUCACAUUACCUCGAUUAAUAGGGGUUUUAUGUAAAAUAGAACACAUUUACUGAUUAAUUCAAAAGGGCCGAUCCAAGAUGGUGGGUGGCUCCAGUUCUAUUUUUAGUAACAAAUUACGUCUUUAUGACAUUACUGUUAUUGUUAAAGAUGAGCUUAUUAUGGGAAAUUAACGAUGCAUGUUGAAAAAGCCAAAAAAUUAACAAAAUUAACCCGAAUUUUCCAAACGUGAUAGGUUUACAUACAUCAAAUAAACGCGAAAGUUUCGAAAACACCGUGCGCCUUACUUUUUUAUUUUACGCGAAUAGGCCAUUUGCACGAUGGCGUCAUUUUAUUACUACGACCAGAAUCCUUUUCGUUUUUCCUUUCGUAUUUAAAUUUGGUAUUCCCAGCGAGGUUUGAAUAAUAUAAGCCGAAAUUUGCACGAGAAAGCAAAACCCUGAAGGAUUCUGGUGAAUCUCAAAGCAUUAUUACAAAGUGCGAUGGAACUACAGUAAAAACCCGCAACUAAGAACCUACAUUUUCAGGAGUUAGCCUAAACAGGUUCUUAUAUAAAUGGUACUUAACAGAAUUUUAGGCUAUUUAGGUUCUUAAAAUGGGUUCUUAAUCCUGGAGAAAAAACAAUGCAUAAUGGUGUGCUGAACUACAUAUUGCUUAGUAUGCUUUGUAAGUCUACAUAUCUUGCAUUCAUUUUUCUUUAAAAAACAUUUUUACAACAAUGGCAAUCUGCUUUUUUUGCUUCAAAUAUGAUUCUUGCAUUGCAGCUGUAAUGUACUAGCAUGAUUUUAGAAAAAAAGAACCUGUUUUAUAUUUCUUAGGCUAAAUAGGUUCUUGUUUAUAGGGGGUAUAAAUGACCAAUUUUAGGCUAACAGGUUCUUAAUUUUUAGGUUCUUAGUUGCGGGUUUUUACUGUAGUACAAAUUGCGACAGCUUAGUUUAUUACAAAGUGCGAUGGAAAAUUAUUACAAAUUGCGACAGCUUUUUAAUUACAAAGUGCGACACAGUACAAAUUGCGACAGUAUUACAAAGUGCGAUGAAUUUAUUACAAAUUGCGACAGAUAUUACAAAGUGCAAUGAUUAUUACAAAUUGCGACAGUGCAUCAUCUCUGGCCCAAAUUUGUAAGGAGCAAAGUUGUGCAAAUCCAUGCAUUUUUUCGUCCAGUGAUUAAUCUGACAAAAGACUGAAUCCCUACAUUCCAAGACAUAAAUAAAUGCAUCCUCCACCUCUUUACUACAUUGCUAAAACCGUUUUCUCUUAAUUGUGUUAAUGUGAACACUUUUUCCACGUCCGAAUGAAACUACGACAUAAAAGAAGAUAUUGACAAAUGACAGCAUAUACCUACCGGAGUGUGAUGUACCUAACUUGCACAACAACGGAAAUCAAUGAAAACAAAAAUUUGCAUACACAUUCUAAGAUAAUUAUGUGAUUGACUCUAAAAACUGCAAACACUAAAUUUGAAAACUUUUUGUCUGUUUAGUUUUUUUUAGCUUUUGUAUUUAUUCAGCCCAUGCAUGCUAGUCUCAGUCUUGGAUGUGUUUUUAGUACUGAGAACUAAACAUAACCGUAGGUUUUUCAUUUAAGAUGCUUAUUCUUAACGUUUCUAUAAUUCUACAAAUAUUCUCUUUCAAAUUAACUGUUGCCGAACACAGUAGCUGAUGAAUCUUUUAUUUUAUUUGCAUCUGUUUUAGCGAUAAGUAAUUUGUGAUUUCUAAGUAGUUUACAAAGAUCGAUGACGUUAGAGAGUUUUCACAAUACUUUUAAAAGAUUUGUAUUUCAGUAUUCCUUUUUUUUCCGAUUUUGUUUAGCAAAGUUGGAAAAAAUUGGAAAACAAAUCAGUUGAUCAAAACUGUAAAGUAUUUUAGGUAUCCCAGCUUGAAUGUGUUGCGUAAAAACAAAGGUUUUUAAUGCUAAAGCUUUAAAAGUCACAGUUUACAACAGGAUUUGUUUCUACAAGGCCACUAAAUACCUUACAACAAGGAUUGCGUUCUCUUUUGCUUGGGUUUAGUAGGUUUUUUUUUUUUGGUUUGAAACUUUAGUUACACUGAAUAAAGAAACAAAAGACUAUAUUAUCCUACUGUUUAACCGUCGGCGGUAACAAAUACGCCUACGUUGUUAUACUAUGUCACUUAUCAAGUGCACGUUAUGUAAAAGUCAGACUUAAGGUAUAAAAUGUAGAUGCCAGACUUGAUUCGUUUGAUCUUUCAAAACUUGGUGAACUAAAGAACAUGACAAAGAAACAGGGAAUGAUGUCGACAACAACAAUAUCAACAGCAAUAUCUCAGAAUCUUCAUCUCGUUCGAUUUAACUAUCGGUUACGUAAUGCUCUUAAAUCUUCUGGCCAUUGCUCUAACUCUGCAAUUUUUGACAAAGCUAUGUUUCUAUAACAACAUUUUUUUUUUCUGAUAGAUUGUUUAGUUUCUACUCUGAUCUUAUCGUUAAUCAACAAAUCUCGUGGCCAUUGCUCCAACUCUGCAAUUUUUGACAAAGCUAUGUUUCUAUAACAACAUUUUUUUUCUGAUAGAUUGUGUAGUUUCUACUCUGAUCUUAUCAUUAAUCAGCAAAUCAGGCUUCCUCGGACUUAAGUCGUGGUCAAUAAUUUUUUUUCAUGGUAUAUUUCAUUUUACUUGAUUUACUCAUUUAUAAAAGCAAAUGACAAUGAUUUUUAGCAGCCAUCAAAUAGUGCCGGCAUUGAACUCAAGUAACAUCUUUUGGUUUAACCAGUAAAAGCAACACACAACAAAAUGAUGGCUUAAUUAAUGGCUCACAAAAUAUAGAACGCUUAAUUAUAUGCUUGAUUAGUUCUUGAACCCUUCGGCAAAGUAGUCUCUACAGGAGCUAUUUUAUGUAAACAUCCCUUUAAACCGAUCAAAACAGCCAAACGUUUCUUCGGUCGAUUGAUAAGCAAGAUGGUGUUGAACUUUGUCUUUACUCUAAGUGUUGUAUGGAGUUUUCUGCCAUCUAUGAUCAUGGUCAGAGCUGUGACUCGUGAGUACUAUAUAGCAGCAGUGAUCAAAGACUGGAACUAUGCACCCAGCGGACAAAACCAAAUUAAGGGAGUUGCACUCCAAGAUGACAGGUACGCUAAGAGUGUGCUUGCAGAAAGCAACUACUACAGCUACAACCUUUAGGGCUUCUCUGAUUAGUUCAAAAGCUAACAGGCUACUCUUUAAUGCUACUGCGCUUCCACAUUUAUCCUUUUACUAACACUCAAUAAGCUCCCGCUUACUGUUAAUUAAACUAUACCGUAGUUUAAUUUGCUGCUCUUCUACUCUCUUGUUUUCUGCCAUCUUUUCAGCAGCAUAAUGAUGCGAUCAUUGCUUCUAAAAACAGUGAUACAUCGGUUGAUAUAGUCCGAUGAUUAGGGAUGUUCAGUGACGUUUUAAAUCCUGUUUGCACACCAACUGAAAAUAUAUUAACAUAUAAAAACUCACAACACUCGCCACUUUAUAGUCAUAAGUCAUAAAAAAGAAGUAAAGUUUAGCGUUUUUUCAACUGAAUUCUUCAUGACAUUAUAUGUCCAAAUAACGCAAAUUGCUUCAAAUAAUCGUUAAAGGUUCCUUAGUUUGGUUUACGAUCUUGUGCUAUACAUAGACCUCUGGCGUUUUCAGCUACCUCAUUUGUGGUUAAUUAGCAUUAAAAACAUCACGAAAUUAAAGAUCCACGAAUAAAAAUCCUCUCGAAAUUAAGUACUAAUAUAAAGUAGUCGAUAGUCUGUAAAAUAAUGAUUUUUGUUCCAUGGUCUUAGGCACAUAUUGGGCUCAGUGUUUUCUAGAAACGCUGUCCACUUUUGACUGUUUAAUUAAUUUACUAAGUUCUUCGAUAACGGCUAGUUGGUAUGUAAUAUUGAAAUAAAGAGCAUUAAAUUUGUUUUUUUGCUGAAGUUCAUAAUGUCCUCAAGCUAGAACCUCCUAAGAGAUCUGCUAAAUCAUAAUCAUUUUGUUUAUUUAUUUUAUUUAUUUUGUUUGUUUCAUAGCCAAGCACGACCUUUCACUCAGCGUGGCGUAAGCCGAGUGGCAACCCUGUACAAAAAGGUGCUGUAUCGCGAGUUUACAGACGGUUCCUUUACUCAGGAAAAGCCCCAUCCAGCACACCUCGGUGUUUUGGGUCCAGUAAUCAAGGGCGAAGUGGGAGACGUCGUCAAGAUACAUUUCAAGAACAAGGCUAAUAGGGCUUUCACGGUUCACUCCCAUGGAAUAUUCUACGACAAAAGCGAUGAAGGGGCCCUUUAUGCAGAUCACAGCAGUGAUGAUCAGAAAAGAGGCGAUCUAGUGGAACCUAAUAAAACUCAUCUUUACACAUGGAUAGUAACCGAAGAACACGCUCCAACCGAAGGGGACGGCGACUGUGUCAUAAGAAUGUACCAUUCUCACGUAAUGUCCGUGAAUGAUAUAAACACAGGCUUGAUAGGUAUUUCUAGUUGAAUUAAGCUAUACGUUUUCACAAAAUUUUUAACAAUCAGAUGUCUGAAAAAUACGUAUUUAUAUGUAAAAAGCGACGCACAAUAAUACACUAUCAUUAAUGAGGUAUAGAUCAGGGGCUCCCAACGACUAUGUUCUGUAAAAUAUCUGUCCGGAGAAGCAAAUAUUGUCCAGAAUUUUCUAUUGCUUGAGGACGGCUUUAAAUUUCCAGAUAACCGUUCCAUUCAUGUCCAACGUUCGAAACCUAUCUAAAAAACUCCCUACGAUUUUCUGAGCCUAAUUUUUCACAUUUCACUCCCCUAGUAAUGCUGUUUUUUCGUAGAAAAAGGAAAUCUAAAAUUUUCGGACUCAAAAACGUGGAAAUCGUCGUUGGGUGCUCCUGAUAGAUACCCAUAUCCUGUCUGAGAAAGGCUCAACUCGAAGUGGUCCGUGAGAACGAAUGGGACUGAGAUCAUUGCCCACCUCAUCAGGAAUAUGGAGGGGGUGGGGGGAGCCACGCGCAGUUCUCGUUGGGAUAAGAUCUGUUAGUGUCCAGUCCCUUAUUUACUGGCUUAUAACAAAUCUUCGAACCAAUACCUGACUUCAAGGAUAAUACCCUUCCAAGAGUUAUUUUUCCUGUCAUAAAUUAGCUCCGAUUUCGCGGCAAAACUCGUCCAUUGAGGCUAAUAGUAGGCGCAGUGGCUAAACUGUUUUUGUCGAGGUGGAGGAAAUUGUGGAAGAAACUCAACUGUUGCGCGAAAAAGAAAUAACCGAACUACUACCUAAGACACAAAAAGAAUUGCAAGAAUCGCUUAAUCUAUUUGAAGAAUGAAUGCUAUAAUAAACAUUCGUUAGUAACCUGAAUCUGCCGAUGUAUAACUGAGCCCUCGAUCUGUAUAAUCUCUCACAUCAUACUCAGCCUUGUCGAAUAAUUGUUUAUUAGAAAAUCGCUUGGUGUUUUUCCACAGGCCCACUACUGAUCUGCAAACGAGGAGCUUUGAUGCAAAAUAGCGUAAAGAGAAAAUACGUCGACAAAGAAUUUUUUCUUCUCAUCACCGAGAUGGACGAGAACAAGAGCUGGCUCCUGGAUGACAAUAUUCAAACCUAUUUUGGUAAUCCCGAACAGGCAAUGGCAAAUAAAUUUGAUCCGGGAUUUAAGGCAAGUAACAAGAUGGCAUCCAUUAAUGGCUACAUCUAUGGCAACCUACCUGGGCUGGACAUGUGUCACGGUGAUACGGUCAGUUGGCACAUAAUAGGUGUUGGAGAGUUCAGUGAUGUACACAAUCGUAAGUAUCCUGAGACACUGAGUCUUCUGUAAUCCAGUACUUCCAAAAACUGAAUUCUGGAUUUUUUGUCGGUGGAGCUUGGAUUCCGAUUCCAAUUCUGGAUUGUGAAUUCUUUGAGCUGCUUUCCGGAUUCCAAAGACUAGGAUUUAGCAUUGCAAAAGCAAACAUUUUCCGGAUUCUGAAUCCGGAAAAUGUUCGCCCCUACUUGGGCAAAUUUUAGGUCUUUCUUAGGCGUUAUUCUCUAAGUAAUUCAUGUAAAAUUAUUUUCAACAUCAUGCAAUUACUGUCCCUAACAUAUGUGAAAGUGUAAAACUCGUAAUCUUCUGCAAUAUAUCAGAUUUUGCCAGACUAUUUUGUCAUAAUUGUAUUAUGGUUUAACUGGCAACAGCAUGUUAGGGACCUUUGAACAUCAAGAACAUAAAACUAUAGAACUAAGAUAGGUGUGUUCAUUCAGAAGAUGUAACUUUUUGAAAUAUUAACCCCCUGCGUCUUUGUCACUAAAAAUAACUUGAAGUGAUUAUUUGGAGAAUAAGUCCUAAACUUAGCCUGCAUCUACUUUGAUUACUAAUUAAACGGUAAAAAAAAGGGUCAGAUCAGUAUCACCUCAGUUUCUGUUUAUACCAUCUUGUUGGCGACAGCAAAACCUCCACAGCUAUCGCUGCUGCAACAGACAUGUAGCAUUUAUUGCCUUCGCAGAGUCAUUGAUGAGAAGGCAAAAAACCCGAGGGGCAACCUUAUCUCCAGGGCUUUUCCCAUAGAAAAAUAAUGGGGGCCCCCCUCCAUGCAAUUUUCUAAGGCAGGAAGUUGCCGAAAAGGAUAUCAAUCCAAACGGUCUUUAUACAUUGAAUAGCCAGCAGUGGGAUUGAGACCUCCCAACAUUGCUUUGAGACAUUGAGAAAAGAAGAGAUUCAAAUCGUGUUAACUCUGUCUAAUUAACAUUUCUGCUGGUCUGUAAUGUCGAAGCCUUUUGUACAGCAUUUUAAACUUUGUCCCUUCGUAUUCCACAUUGCUGUUAUCUUGUGCUAUAAAAUGUGCCCAAUCAUUGUUGUUAUAAUGUUGUGACUCUUUCGCUCCUCAUUGGUCCAAAUGUUGAGACAAUAUUGACAUCAUUUUAAAAAGGUUUUAAACCUUAAGACCCUAGAUCCGAUUCUAAGGUAACAAGAAUUGUUGAUUCCUUUCUUACCGUAUAAUCUGAAAAAUAAACUCUGUUUACUCUAUUAAAAGCUUCGUUCCAUGGGCACACAGUCAAGAUCAACUCCCAUCGCCGAGACACAGCUAUAGUGCUUCCAGCCACUUUCUUGACAGCCUACAUGAAGGCGUGGAAUCCAGGAACUUGGUUACUGAAUUGCAUGAACAGCCACUUCUUUGAUAAAGGAAUGUCGGCGCUCUUUUAUGUCAAGAAGUGCGAGAAGAAUGUUGCCAUGCCAACCGUCAGUGGUAAUAGAACGAAAAUGUACUACAUAGCCGCGGAUGAGGUUAUGUGGGAUUAUGGACCAUCUGGUGUUAAUAAAAUAGACGGAAAAUCGCUUACUUCACCUGGAAGGUAACAACUUGAAAAAUAAAGCCUUUUUAUAGAAAGAAAGAUUGAAUAUUCAUUACCUAGGUGAAACCUCAAACAAAUCUACUAGUUAAUAUGGGGCGAUUUCGAUUUAACAAAAAUUUCGGAAAUUCCACUUGCCCAGCGGACCCGAUCGACCCAAGCCACCGCGCGUUUAAUUAUUGUUUUCUUGUACAUGUAAGCCGGAUACAGUAGAGCAGUACUAGGGACAACAAUUUUGUCAAAUAGAAAGGAACAUUUCGGUCCGACCGGACCGGUGAAAGUGAACCAUCUCUUCUAGAUGCGUGGUUCCCGAUAUUCAGGUCAGACCCAGCCGGAAUGGUCCGUUCCAAUUGAUUUUCCCGGAAUUUUGGGCUGAAUGGAGAGCGUCCAUAGUUUGCCGAGAAUGGCAUGAAACACUCACUCACUUGGAACAGCAGGAUUUCUCAGAUUGACGAUUGCUUGCUUUGCAGUGAUUCUGCUAAAUACUUCACCCGUGCUGAUAACAGAAUUGGAGGAAGAUACAAAAAAGCUAUCUUUGUCGAAUACACAGACAGUAAUUUCACUACUAAAGUAAAUCGAACAGCCAGUGAAGAGCAUUUGGGAUUCCUAGGGCCUACCAUUCGAGCGGAGGUUGGCGAUGAAAUCCAGGUGCUCUUUAAAAAUCAGGUAAGCAACUUUGUAAUGAAAGUUAAAACUGUCGUUUCAAAAGAAAAUAUGGCGUCUCCGUAUAGAAGUAGUAUAGGGUGAACCGAAAUAUCCGUUUUUGUUUUGUUUUCUAGCUGAGAGAUUAAGUCGUUUCGACAACAAACACAAAAAUAAUCAGAACUUUAAUUUCUCAUUUUGUCAGCAAUAAAAUGUUCUAAUCUCAAGCAUUUUAAGGCAUGGCCGGUCCUUUGCUCUUAGACACUCGGCGAAGACAGCUACUCUUGCUAGAAAACGCGCUGUUCUUUUGAUCGUAACCACCGCUAAGUCAGCAGAAAAAUUUUUGUCGUCCUUAAACCUUCUGAAGGUUAAUAACAGAGGUCACAUGUCCGAUGACGUCAUAAAUAAGGAAAAAGUGAUAUCUGAAACUGGCAAUGACUUGUUGGAGAAGCUAAAUUCACAAGCACGCUGCAUUUAAGGUAUAGAUGCAUAGAUAGAAUCUGUGCCCCGAAUGGAGAAAAAUCUUAUUUCAUGAAAGAGUAAUUCGAUUAUUAAAGAGGUCACGUGGCCUAUUUUUUGAAAAUUACUCUUAAACGGCAAAAUGAAUUCGGUCAUUCAAGACAGAUUCUUUAAGGGGGUAACCAUGGAAAUAUGUUCGCGUUUCAACAUUUACCCGUUAUAUGUCAUCUCGGCGGCCCAUUUUCGCUUUUCACGUAAGAAAACUGUUACAGAUGUCCACAUGACGCAAAAAGUCAGAACUUAAAGUAAACAAUAAUUUAACGACAUUACGGUUUAUGUUAUUACCAAGUUUUAUGCUGUUAAGGUAUAUCUUGUUAUGCAAAUUAGGUUCUGGGUGAUGCCUUAACAUGCUUAAGAUCAAUUCCAUCAUCUUAUAAGGUCAUUGCUCCCGUCGACCUUCUCUCUCCUUCUCCCCCCCUCCCCCCCCCCCCUCUCUCUCUCCUUCUCUCUCUCCCUCUCUUUAACAGGGGAGUCGCAAUUACAGUAUGCAUCCACUUGGUGUCUUCUACGAUAAAGCAAACGAAGGAUCUGGCUACAAUGGCACAUCCGGGAAUGAUACUACAGCUGGUUAUGCUGUUAUGCCCAAUCAAACAUUCCUCUAUAGAUGGACUGUACCAGAGGCUGUAGCCCCAACGGACGAAGAUCCUCCAUGUAUCACAUGGAUGUAUUAUUCCAGUGUUGACUCAACUAAAGACGUACAUAGUGGUAGGUAGAAUGGUUUGGGAUAUAGAGGGAUUACAACUUAUAAUCCAUGUCUGAUUUCCUCAAAGACGAACAGAGCAUUGAAUUUUUCAUUCUUUUAGUUUAAAUUUGUCAAAUUCGGUAAAUUUAUUUCAAUAAUUUUAUAAUUUCCCACGUAUUUUUGAUGUUAGCUUCCUUUCACAUUCUACAUUUAUUAAUAUGUAACUGUCACUGAUUAAAACGGGAGGUAGCUGGUGUUUUACCGUAGAUAAGAAAUAAUCGACCAAUAACUUACACUUCGAAAAGCAAAAAGCACGCAUAAUAACCUGGUAUAAAAAAGGUUUUUUCCUCACUGUGUGGAAGGCAAAGCAAUUCAUUUCAAUCGGGGAGUCAAUCUUCCUUUCUGAGUUCUUUGGAACUACUAAGCAAUAUAUGCUAGUCGUAUAAAAUGUUCAUCAAUAGAAUAUCAAAUUAAAUUCGUUUCCUCUUUCGUGCAUUCAUUCAGUUAAGCUUUGUUUGGUUGUCUGUUUUUGUUUGUUAUGUUUUUAAUGUUUAAUAUUUUUCAUGUUAUUCAUUUGUAAACCCGAAACUCGAGGAUUCAACUUCUGCUCAAUACUCGUAAACUGUGUGUGUGUUUGCUAAGUUAGACGUUUAGUCAAAUUAAAAUUGGACAAAAACAAGCAUUCUCAACUAUAAACUGCAUCAACAGCCAUGUUAAUGAUCAUAAUUUUACCUCUCUUAAAGGGCUCAUCGGAUGUCUGAUUGUGUGUAAAAAAGGAACGCUGGAGGAAAAUAGGCCAUGGAAAAGGAAGGACGUCGAUCACGAGUUUUGCUUGCGCUUUGCUUUAACCGACGAAGGACUUUCUUGGUAUUUCAAUGAAAAUAAGAACCUUGCGGGGAACGCUUCUACGAUAGACGCUAGUAAGUGCGUCGUUUUCAGUCAAAGUAUAAACCGUACAAUUAUCUAUUGAGUUCGAGAUACCUAAUCCACUAAAAAUUGGGUUCAGUUAAUCUAUCGACUUAGCCAACGCUAAAGGCGAAGCUCCCGUUAAUAAAUUUACAAUUUACUUCAAACAAUAAACUUGUAACCAUUAAAAACAAAUCCACUUGGCGAUCAGUUGAAAACUAGAAACUUGCCUGCGGAGAACUUCAAAUAACCUCGAUGGGUCGACACUUGGGCCUACUGGUCAGCGGAUACUCAGCUUUGACAGCUGUCAAUUGACCUCAACAUAAAUGCACAAUAUCACGUUGCAGGCUCUCGCACUAGCUUGAAAGUGUGACCUUAGACCUUAGUUUCCCUGUGGCCAACACGGAAGGAAGGAUGGGCGGAAGUACGGUCACGCGAAUAAUGGAUCAGAUAACCAAAGUUUCUUAGCCAUGGGGCUAAGUUUGUGCGUGCAGGAUAUUACUGUUUGAGGUCAAUUAUGUGCUAUAGUCAUUACUAAGAGCCUUUACCCAUAUAACACAAAAUGAUCCCGUAGAGUUAUGAAGAAUUCGAAGGUGUGACUAUCAAACAAAUUUCAUCAGGGAACAAUGAUCAUAAGAAUUUGUUUGGUGAUUUUGGUAGGAAUAACAUUAUUACAAGUUGGAAAAGUUGGCCCGACAUUUUCAACCCAUUUCCAUCUUUGCCUUCAAAGAUGGAAAUAGGACAGUUUCAAAGCCUGGAUAUAGUCUUAAAUAACAAAACUGGGCUACUAUUUUUGGAAAUCAUUUGAUGCGAAGACAGGUCAGUUAUUUUUUUUUCAAAAGUGAGGGCAAAUAGCCCUUUAAGUAUCACAAUUUACAGUAUCCAUUCCCAGUGCAAUAAACGUUGCUUUUCUUAAUUUUUCUUGACUCUUUAAGAUGACGCGGGAUUCAAGGAAAGCAACAAAAUGCGGAAUAUCAACGGCUUCAUGUAUGGAAAUUUACCUGGUUUGCGCAUGAGCAAAGGUGAUGACGUUUCGUGGCAUUUCUUGGGUGGUCCUGCGGGGCAGAUGCACAGCGCUUACUUUUAUGGCAACACUCUGAUAAGGAAUGGAAAUAACUAUGACACAGUGGGACUAAUGGAAGGUAUAGUUUUUGUACUUUAUUUGUGCAUAGUUCUUUACUUCUUGUAUUACUUCAGCUAUUCCCUUUUUUAACCAAAUAGCCUCUUUUCCAGGCAAAUAUACCAUCGAUCAACGUUGUUUCCAAUGAAAUAUACCAUUGAAUCGAUGUUGCAUUGUUUGCAUUAUCCGAAUUCAAUCAACACUGCCUGGUUAGGAAGAAUUUGCCGGGGGAUUGGGUUAAUCAGGAACGGCGAAAUAUUUUUAAACGAAUAACAGUACAAAUGUGACGUGCACAUAGAGUACGAAAUAAAAUGGCCAUUAUUUUUAUUUUUAUUUCUUUUAUUUUUGAAGCAACGGAUUAAAAACUCAUAAAACAAUGACGGUGGACAUUCUGUUCUUGCACCGAAAUCGAUAUCACGGUUUGAGAAGAAGUCUGAGUACUUGACCUUUUACUUCCUAAAGUCAAUUAUCUUCCCUGGGCUGAAAGCCAUCUAUGGACCCAAGAGAAACGCUGUCGCCCCCAGUGAAGUGAGCAGAUGGUAGUAAGUUGCUCACAGACCUCCAAGACAUAAGGGCCAGAUGGAAGGAGUACUUCAAUAACUUGCUGAAUCAUGAAGAAUCUGCACAUCCAGAUGCUUGUCAGCAGAUGAAGAGGAAGCCCACAUGGAAUGAGCUGUGCGGAGAAAUAACUAUGGAGGAACUAAGAAAGCUUUGAAGUCAACAGCAUCUGGCAAAGCACCUGGUUUGGAUGGUAUUUCCUCAGAUAUCUUAUAGAAAUGGUGGCGAAAAGAUGUGCGAAGUUCUACUAGACCUGUUCAACAGAUGCCUAUCUAUGCUCCAAUUGUCACCAUCUACAAGAGAAACAGCGACCGUGCAGAGUUCGGAAGCCAUCGAGGAAUAUCACUACUGGCCAUACCCGGCAAAGUCCUUGCCAAGAUUGUUAUGAACAGACUGAAGUUCAUUUCGGAAGAAGUUCUCCCGGAGAGUCAGUGUGGAUUCCGGGUUGGCAGUUCCACCUCUGACAUGAUCUUCACUCUGCACCAGCUCCGAGAGAAGGCAGCAGAGCAACAUCAGCCAUUAUAUGUUGCCUUUGUUGACUUCACAAAGGUAUUUGACACCGUUGACCGCACAACCCUCUGGAAGAUCCUUGAAACCUAUGGAUGCCCUGAUAAGCUUGUAAACAUCAUCAAGCAAUUCCAUCAGGAAAUGAAGGCACAAGUCUAAGUCGGCGGCGAACCCAGUGAUGCCUUUGUAGUCAACCAUGGCGUGAAGCAGGGGUGCGUGCUACCUCCAACUCUUUUUCCCCUCUACUUCACAGCUGUGCUGGAGACUACGAACGAAGGGCUCAAUAGGGGCGUUUUCAUUCGCAUAAGGACAGAUGGCAAACUGCUCAACCUUGCCCGGCUUCGUGCCCACACGAAAACACUAAAGAUGUGUAUCAGAGAACUGCUUUAUGCUGAUGACUCAGCCCUUGUGGCCAACAACGCAGACCCGGAAGUGGAAAGGGGGAUCCAAUCCGCCACGAGGGCCUAAGGAGCGCUACAAAAGAGACUCUGGAGCUGUAAUGACAUCAGCACAAAAACCAAUGUGAAGGUUUACUCAGUUGCAGUCAUCCCUUGUCUGCUCUAUUCCAUCGAGUGCACCACUCUUCACCGCAGGCACAUUGUGGCUCUGACAAGUCUCCAGCUUCGCCACCUACGCUGUCCGACAUCCUCAACAUCAAGUGGCAAGACCGUAUCCCAGGCGUUGAGGUACUGCGCCGUGCUCACACAGUCAGUGUUGAAGCCCUAAUAACCGUGUCACAGCUUCGCUGGGCAGGACAUGUACGUCAGAUGGCCAAUAGCAGGCUGCCAAAAGCUGUGUUCUACUCGCAACUACGCCAAGGUAAAAGGAGCCAUGAAGGACAAAAAUUACGUUUCAAAGAUUUAUUGAAGCGACAUAUGAAGGAAACAGGCAUCUCGCGUGAUACCUGGGAGAAGGAUGCAGUCUAGAGAGUCAAAUGGCGAGGACUGUUGAGGAAGGCCACGUCAGCACGUCAGCUGUUGAGGAAGAUCAGCAUCAGCGCCAGAAGGAAUAUCAGCGUGCACAUGUCCGAUGACACUAGGCAGCUACCUCAAGCAGUUUCCAGUGCAACAAUUGUCAGCGUUACUGCAGAUCCCGAGCGGGUUUGACUGCUCACGCGAGAACCUGUUUAAGAUAGGCCUCAACUCAAUUACAAGACAGUCAUCUCAGGUAACGAGGGAAAGCCAUUAUCUUCCCUGGCAUUUCAAAGAAAUUUAAAAAGCGGCUUAAACGUUCAUUGUGUCAUGACUAGUUAAUUGUUAGUUGUAGCAUUUACUUUUUGCUUUUUACAUUAACUUACCAAGAAUUUAACUUUAUUUAUUACAGGUUCCUUAGCAACAAUGCACAUGACCCCAGAUAACCCUGGAGAGUGGAAAUUAGCUGAUCGGACUAAUAGUAACUUAGAAGGAGGAACUACUGCCAAGUACACGGUAUUGAAGGAUUGUGGGAAUGCUUCUUCUGACCAACCAAUGAGUGGUCGGAAGAGAUGGUAUUACAUUGCAGCCGUGGAAGAAACGUGGAACUACGCGCCAACUGGAAAGGAUUUAAUCGAAGGAGUCGAGCUUAAGGAUAGCCCGUAGGUUUUUUUAGCAAUUUAAACUAAUACCAGGCUAAUAAAAUUGCGUGUGAGCCGCUACUUUCAUCAAGUUAAGAUUGAUAUGAAUACAACUUCUUUAGGAAAGACGUGUUUCUUUCAACCACUAAAUGGAAUCUGUGUAAGUAGAUGAUCUCAGCCUGUAUAUUCCACAGAAACAAGCGGAAGAGCGGAUUUGGGGGACUAACUAUAGAGGCCUGAGCUUAAGUAAAUAACAGGAGGGCGAAGUUCACUCAAUUGCGUCCUUUAAUUUAUUCUUGCUCGUCAAAAGUGAGAAACCAAAUUUGGCUUAAACAAAGUCUACGAGUGCACAGCUACCGUCGCAGGAUUAAGAUCAACUUUCGCGGCUUACAAGGAGUGGAUAUGAUGAGCAGUAUAAAAGUUUAUUGGUUCAGUUACGCUGUAAUUAAUCAGAAUGAUAUGCUUUAGUACGGGUAUUUCCUUCAAGUUGGCGGCAAAUCUUUGAAUAAAAGCUUGAAAGAAUGAAAUUUCUUCGGAUAUAAAUUUGUCACGAUUGCGUUUUCAUCGAAGGAUAUCGAACUAGGACUAAAAGGUGCUAUGGAAAGCUUUCCUUCCUUUAAUCUGCAAUAGGUAGCUGGUUGAGAAUUGCUUGUUUGAGUCAAAAGACUACACAUAGUUUUAAGUACGGAACCAAGCUUUCCGCGGCGUAGGUCAAAUAACACUGAUCUAUUUGGUACCAGAUUGUAAAUGUGCCAUGAUUAAGUAAACACUCCGCUUAGCUAUGAAGCUGUAUGACUGGUCGGCUCUACGUAUUAUGCACUUAAACUUUAUUUUAGUAAAUACUUUCUUAUAUAUAUAUAUCUUUCACCAGUUAAAUAAAGACUUGUUAGUUCUUCCAGCAUGUUCCAAAAUUAAUUCCACCCGACUAUAAAAAACGUCUUUCCGCAGACAUGCUGCUCGUUACACACUACCAGGUGAUCGUUUUCUUGGUGGGAUACUCAAGAAGGCAAUUUAUCGGGAAUACACAGAUGCUACCUUCACUCAGCAGAAGCAAAGAAACAAAGAAGAGGAGCACUUGGGAAUCAUGGGACCAAUGAUCAAAGCUGAAGUGGGUGACACCAUUGAAGUUAUCUUUAAGAACUUGGCGUCCAGAGAAUAUUCCAUUCAUCCUCAUGGACUCUUUUACAGGUAAAACCGAGCGUUCCUAUGAACGAGUCACAGCAAUUUAAAAUAGGAGGAAUGAAAUCACAGGGACCACACAAUCUGUUUGUGUAACCGAUUGUAAUGUCAUAAGUAAACUAAAUUAACCGUUAAUUCGCUUAAUAUGUGCAUGGAUCAAUGCUAAAUAAACGUUUUAUAACCUUACCUACGGCCAGUAUGCCUAAAAAGAGGCAUUUUGAAUGAUUUUCAAGAAUUUGAGUUCGCCGUUUGCUGUUCCUCUUAAUAGCAGGACGAACUCAAAAUCCUUCAAAAUCGCUAAAAAAAAUCCACUUCUGAGGCAAAAAGGCGACAAUAAUCCCACACCAAACACUACCUUAAGUUUGUUUAAGCUGCAGAUAAUCGUUAAAUACUGAUUGUUGCGAGGAAAAUUUGUUACUUUUCCACUCCUUAACAACUCAAACAAUUGCAACAGGGUAAAGGAGGACGUAUUUGUUACGGAGGACGAGCAAAGAGAAAAGAGAGAGGCGGGGGACCGACCGCUUGAGAAAAGAAAGGGCUAGGCUUAAACAUUAGAGGGCAAUUAUUAAAGAAAUUUCUGCAUUUUUUGUUUCAAUUCUUUAGCAAACAAGACGAAGGGUCUCCUUAUAAGGAUAACACCACUGGCGCUGAUUUAGUUGACAACGCAAUCGCUCCAGGAAAGAUUCACAACUACGUCUGGGAAGUAACUGCAAGGGCUGGGCCUGGACCUAAUGACACUGAUUGUUUGACAUGGGGGUACUAUUCAGAUGUUAACCCAGUUAAAGACACCAACACUGGACUGGUAGGCGCGCUGGUCAUCUGCAGAAAGGUAACUGUUAUUAGCAGGUAUUAGCUGAGGCUGACCACCUCGUCGACCUGCAUAGUUUUUCAUAUCACAUAAAUCUUAUGCAUUCAAAAUAUUUCCAACUUCAAAGCAUGCUCGCCUCGAUGUAAAGUUAAGUUCUCGAACAUUUGCCUGUCAUGUUCCGAAUGGUAUUUGUGUUUAUUCUUGCUAUGUUUUGAGGCACUAUUUUGGCAAUUCAGUUUCAUAGGAAUCUUCUUCCAUUUUCUCUACAUCACCAAAACAGUCACGCAACCGGGCUAUGUCGCUUUUUCUAUCGAUUAUCAUUACAGUUGAUGUCACAGUAUUGCCAAAUUGGCACAUUUCUUCCAAAGCCAGUCAUGAAGUAUUGGGGCAUUUAAGACGGCUCGAUGGGGUCUUUCAGGGUCAAUACCUACCAAUAGACCUUUUUACCGAUACGGCGGCUAUAUUGAAUUUAUUAGAUUUAAGGAGUAUAAUGGUAUGCCCAGGGGCACUCGCGGGCAAAACGAGAACUUCAUUGUAUAUGUCUCGGGAAAAAGGCGAGCAUUAUUACAUCCAAACACGGCACGACGAUCUUUUUUUCCCAAUACAAUCUUUUUAUAGGAAAACUUAAAGAAAAUUGGCCCGAAAAGAGCGCUUAAUUACUGAGCGAGUAUAUCGGAUCCUGCUCAUGCCCGAAGCAAAAACCUCGCAGAUUACUUUUGACGUGUGUUUGAUUGGGCAGGGAGGUCAAAACUAAAAAUAACCUUUUUUUUUCAAGGGAACUCUAGACGAUCAUGGAAAAGUGAAGGGUGUUGACAGGGAGUUUGCAACAUUGUUUACCGUAUUUGAUGAGAGCCGCAACUGGUACGUGGGAGAAAACGUUGAAAAUUAUCUCACGGACAAGAAUCCACCUCCGCUUAACCAACUUGUUAGCAUCUUUGACUUCUGGGAGAGCAACUUGAAGGCUACCAUUAAUGGCUAUGUGUUUGGAAAUGUCCCGGGUUUUACCAUGUACAAAGGCGAGAAAGUUGUGUGGUAUCUCCUACAAGUUGGUGGUAUGACAGAAAUGCACACGGUUCAUUUCCACGGCCAAACUAUCUUAUAUGUAAGUACUUGUUCUUAGCCGAUCAGAUGGCUGCGCGUCUCAGUAUUUUACAAUUCUUUUAUUAAGUACAAAAUGAUUGGUGACGACUUGAAAAUCGGAAGUUUGAUAAGCAGCCUUUUUCCUGAACAUUUUGUGACAGUGGCGCACAAAGUUUGGACGAAUUUGCCUUUUUUGGAAGCUUUUAAUUCCGCCACGCACUCUGCGCUCUGGUAAAUUUGUUACCAUAAGACUCUCAGUAACACUCUGAUAGGAGGUAAGCAUACAGUUUAAUAGUUUUGAUACAUCGACAACAAUUUUCCAUGGUCUGUACUCUUAACGACCACAUCCACCUGUUCAAAACUCAAGUGGAACCACGAACCGGGGGCCGAGUGAUUUCACUUCAAUGUGUUGAUCAUUUUGACGUCGUUUCUAUUGUUGCCGAUUUAUUUUUUUUACAAUAACAUUGAAAGUUUCGACGUCCAUUUCCGUUGAAGUUUCUCAAAAAAUUAAGCGCACGAAAAAGCGAAAAACAAACUGCGCCACCAUCAUAUCACUUCCAUGGCUGUACUUAUCGAACUAUUCAUCUAGCAAGAAAUCACUCAGUUAUUGUAAAACUAAGUAAACUGCCUUCGGCUGUCCUAGGGGUCAAUUAUUAUUUUUCCAGUUUCCAUGGCUACCAGAUGCAGUCACCUGUACAAAAAUUCCAAAAGGGGUCUAAACCAUCGCCUUGUAAAAUGGCAUGCUGAAGUAAUUCAAUCUGCUCUCCAGGAUGAGUGCAUUCCUAAAUGAUGCACGAUUUGCCGUUUUUUAAUCAUCCUCUUGCGUCAUCUUCCAACAAAAUAGUGCUAUAAACUGAAAUAAUCGCUCACAGAUCUCUUUCCCACUAAAAAUCUUUUAAGAGAGUAUCAACCAUCACUAAGUUAUGCACCUUUAAUUAACGUAAGUCGCUACAUUUGGAUUCGUUGCCACACAUCUUUUCAUUGGUGUGAUUGGACAUUUUGUAAUGAUCUUGCGUCAUCUAUAACUUUUAAGUCGUCGGCAAUUGUGUGCGGACUAUUGACUCGUAUUCUUCAACACUUUUCAGAAAUCGCAGACCUAUCAUCGUAACGAUGUCUACGAUUUGCUGCCAGAAUCCUUUGCGACCGUUGAGAUGAUACCUGAUGCAGUUGGAACCUGGAUGCUUCACUGUCACGUGAACGUUCACUUGGAUGGUGGGAUGAAAACUCUGUUCACAGUUUUGGCUCCAACAAGUGAGUUUGUAAAGCAAACCAUUGCAAUGCUUUGA